This is a messenger RNA of Drosophila kikkawai, 655 nucleotides long. RefSeq names its product protein PET117 homolog, mitochondrial. Gene Ontology annotation, cellular component: mitochondrion. NCBI's taxonomy places the organism in Eukaryota, Metazoa, Arthropoda, Insecta, Diptera, Drosophilidae. Gene Ontology annotation, biological process: mitochondrial respiratory chain complex IV assembly. The record is from RefSeq and is a predicted model, not a curated record.
CCACACCCGUCCACAAACUGUUCCUGGUGUUUUCUUUCAAAUUCAAAGUAAAGUCAUGUCGUAACCCGAAGCUGUACAGCACAUAGAUAUCUAUUGGGCCCCUCAAAAUCCUCAGACCAGGCAGUUCCCGCCGAAAACUCCAGCUCCAGUCCAACAGCCAGCCAUGUCGGCAACUUCGAAGAUUACUUUGGGCAUGGCCGUGACCGUAUCCACGGCGAUCAUAGGUUAUGUGCACUAUAAACAAGCGGCGGACCGCCUGAAGCUCCAUGACGGGGUCUUAAGGGACGUGGAGCAGCAGCAGCGGCGGAAGCACGAGAACAGAUAUGCCCUGCAGCAGCAAAUAGACAUUACCAAGCAACUCAAGGCCCAAGAGCAAGUAGUGGACAUUACCAAGGAGCUUGAGGGAAAAGAGCAAGUGGACAUAUCCAAGCUGCAUGAGGUCCAGCAGUCGUCCGCUGAGAAAACCCCCCUCGUGGAAUCCGCGCCAUGCAAGUGCAAAUGCUGCUCAACCACCUUGGCUGGCUGUUCCAAGCAGCAGCAUCAGCAGGCAGGAGCUGAAGAGUCCAUAGGUGAUGAAGAGGCUACGCCAAAAGUCUAAAUUUAAUCAAGGCGUGUUUAUAAUUAAAAACAAUAAGAUAAACUCGGGUUAAAAGCA